AUGGAGGUGGAAAUCAAUCCCGAGGCUAUGCCGACUCCUCUGAUCAACACCUCCGAGUCCCGGAGCAGUACCGGAAGCUUCGUGCCGCCCCGAGAAGUCUUCGCUGCCAGCAAGCCGGCGUCGCCUUCCUCUGUAGCCAGAUGGCAAGAGGAGGAGGUGGCUCAACUAGCAGAAGAGCACCGACUCAAGGAGGAGAAGGAACGCCAGGAACAAGAAGAAAAGGAACGACACGCAACGCACUCUCACGCCGCGCUACGGAUCCAAUCUCGCAAGAUGAAGCGUGAUCUCCUCCAGACCCAGGUCGACGGACAUGACGUCUUCAAGACGCCACAGCAGAACGAAAAUUCCGUCGACCUCCGCCACAAGCUCGAACAUCAACGCCACACCCACCGGGAGGACCGUCAACACGACCGGGACAACCGAAGUCAUAGCCAGGCGUCUAAGCAUCGGUCACUCGACGGCUCAGAUAAUGACAUGAUAGACGGUGUCCCGGCCUUCACCAAGAACUUAAGUCAGUUGACUUGGCCGACUAGUUUCAAGCCCACUAGCAUCAAGAAAUACGACGACUUCACUGACCCGAAAGUGUGGCUCACGGUAUACACCAUGGCCAUCCGGGCAGCAGGCGGCGACACGAAAGCCAUGGCCAAGUACCUACCGAGGAGAGGCGAAUCCCUGCGGGCCUACAUCAAACGGUUCUCAGAGGUCCGCAACUCCAUCCCUGAUAUAAAAGAUGACGUGGUCAUCGCCGCAUUUCGAAAAGGGGUGCGUGAUGAACCAUUCAUCGUGAAAUUCACUAGGAAGGAGCCAACCAUCGUCAAAGAUCUUUUCAACAUGGCUAACUCCUACACAGCGGCCGCCGAUGCGGUGUCCGCAUCACGGGGAGAUAAACACGAAGAGAAAGGACAGCAGUCGUGCAAAGGAAAGGAAAAGGAGCACAAGAAGGACUCGGACUUGCAAAAACAUAAGCCCGAGGAGUUGGUCGCCGUCGCUGACCGACAGCCCAUCCAGCGCCCCAAGAUGUCUGAUUAUGACAAAGUCAUGAACAGCAUGUGCCCUUACCAUCUCAAGUCCUCCCACCUGGCCAAAGAUUGCUUUGUGAUGCGUCACUACGCAGAACAGUUAGCCAAAACCCAGUCGGGGGCCGCCGGGCCGAGCAAGAUGAAGCCCGCCGACAAGAAAGAUGACGUCGACUUCCAAGAUCCGCAGGCCGAGCUAAACCACAUCUUUGGUGGCCCGCUCGCGUACGAGUCCUAG
Molecule: messenger RNA, 1254 nt
Organism: Oryza brachyantha (malo sina)
Lineage: Eukaryota; Viridiplantae; Streptophyta; Magnoliopsida; Poales; Poaceae
Exons: 3
Coding region: 1-1254 (417 amino acids)
Source: RefSeq, a predicted model, not a curated record